UAAACCUGUAGAACCUCUGCUGACCUGCAGUCAGUCACACAGACCCGGACCGACAUGCUGAGGCUGCUGCUCCUGCUGCUGUCCACAUGGAUGGGCUCAGCAGCGGUCAGGGUUCCUUUGAGGCGGAUUCCCUCCAUCCGUACUCAGCUGAGAGCCCAGAGCUUGCUGGAGGACUUCCUGAAGGACAACAGACCUGACAUGUUUAACCGGCUCUACGCUCAGUGCUUCCCGCCUGGAACACCAUCACUCAGGCUCGGACGCUCCAGUGAGAAGAUCUACAACUUCAUGGAUGCUCAGUAUUACGGGGAAAUCAGCCUGGGAAAUCCACCGCAGAACUUCUCUGUGAUUUUUGACACCGGAUCAGCUGACCUCUGGGUCCCGUCAUCCUACUGCGUCAGCCAGGCCUGUGCAUUGCACCGGCGUUUCAAGGCCUUCGAGUCCAACUCCUUCCACCAUGACGGUAGAACAUUUGGGAUCCACUACGGAUCAGGACACCUGCUGGGAGUGAUGGGUAGAGACACGGUGAAGAUAGGGGAACUGACCACCAUGAAUCAAGAGUUCGGGGAGUCCGUGUACGAACCUGGUGCUACGUUUGUAACGGCAAAGUUUGACGGCGUUCUGGGACUGGCCUACCAAUCCUUGGCGGAGAUCCUCGGAAAUCCUGUCUUUGACAACAUGAUGGCUCAGAAGAUGGUGGACCAGCCGGUGUUCUCCUUCUACCUCAGCAGGAGAACCGCAACCAGCAUCCCAGAAGGAGAACUGUUGCUGGGUGGAAUAGAUGAAGAUUUGUACACUGGGCCAAUCAACUGGCUGCCUGUGAGUGCCAAAGGAUAUUGGCAGAUUAAGAUGGAAAGCGUGGCGGUGCAAGGCGUGAGCUCCUUCUGUCUUCGUGGAUGCCAGGCCAUCGUUGAUACUGGAACCUCCCUAAUUGGUGGACCGACCAACGACAUGCUGAGUCUGCAACAGCUGAUUGGAGCCACGCCCACAAAUAUUGGAGAGUUUCUCAUUGACUGCGGCAGAUUGUCGAGCUUGCCUCACGUCACAUUUGUCUUGGGUGGGAAGGAGUACACGCUGACAUCAGAGCAGUAUGUUAGAAAGGAGUUGUUUGGCAACAGGGAUCUGUGUUUCAGCGGUUUCCAGGCCAUUGACAUUGUUUCCCCUGAAGGUCCACUGUGGAUUCUGGGAGAUGUAUUUCUGACUGAGUACUACAGCAUUUUCGACAGAGGACAGGACCGAGUUGGCUUCGCCCAGGCUAAACACCCCAUUGAAUGAUGAGAACUCUUUAUACCCAGACGACCGUGUACAAGUCUGAGGAUUCUUCAUUUAUACCAAAUGACGAAAACUCGACAGUAAUGGGUGAACGUAGCCAAAAUGAUGAAAUGUUUACUUUUUGGUGUCUUAUUAAGAAACAGUCCCAAGUUGUAUUUAAAUAAUAAAUCUGGACGUUCACUACUUCUGCUAAAUUACCUAAACAAUUAAUUUUCACACUAAAACGGAGAGGAUUGUUCCUCAACCUCCUGAGUUACUAUAAUAAGGACUGGAGUUUCUUUUUUGACCACUAGAUGGCAGCGAAGAAGACUUUGUGUGUAUUUAGAGUUAUUAAAAACCAUUAAUCAUG
This is a messenger RNA of Girardinichthys multiradiatus, 1618 nucleotides long. It is a transcript of the gene nots, whose product is annotated as nothepsin. The record is from RefSeq and is a predicted model, not a curated record. Gene Ontology annotation, biological process: proteolysis. The coding region runs from base 55 to 1272 and encodes 405 amino acids. Gene Ontology annotation, molecular function: aspartic-type endopeptidase activity. The transcript is spliced from 9 exons. Lineage: Eukaryota; Metazoa; Chordata; Actinopteri; Cyprinodontiformes; Goodeidae.